Molecule: messenger RNA, 2203 nt
Organism: Empidonax traillii (willow flycatcher)
Lineage: Eukaryota; Metazoa; Chordata; Aves; Passeriformes; Tyrannidae
Gene: STX12
Product: syntaxin 12
Exons: 9
Coding region: 43-858 (271 amino acids)
Biological process (GO): intracellular protein transport; vesicle-mediated transport; vesicle fusion
Cellular component (GO): endomembrane system; synaptic vesicle membrane; synaptic vesicle
Molecular function (GO): SNAP receptor activity; SNARE binding
Source: RefSeq, a predicted model, not a curated record
GCGGUGCUGGCGGCGGGGCGGCCGCGCUCGCUCGGCCCGGCCAUGUCGCUGGGGCCGCUGGAGCCGCGGGGCUCCGCGCCCGGCCCGCCGCGGGACUUCAGCGCCAUCGUCCAGACAUGCAGCGCCAACGUGCAGCGCAUCGCGCAGUACACUGCUCAGAUAAAGAAUUUGAUGAGCCAGCUGGGAACUAAGCAGGAUUCCAGCAAGCUUCAGGAGAACUUACAACAGCUGCAGCACUCUGCAAACCGCCUUGCCAAAGAGACCAAUGAAUAUCUCAAGGAGUUGGGGUCUCUGCCACUCCCCCUGUCUGCUUCUGAACAGCGCCAACAGAGGCUUCAGAAGGAACGAUUAAUGAAUGACUUCUCCGCGGCCUUAAAUAACUUCCAGGCAGUUCAGAGGAGAGUCUCAGAGAAGGAAAAGGAGACUGUGGCAAGGGCGAGAGCUGGCUCCCGGAUCUCUGCUGAUGAACGGUUCAGAGAAGAACAGCUUGUUUCAUUUGAUAGUGGUGAAGAUUGGAAUCAAAUGCAGUCUCAGGAAGAAGAUGUGGCAAUAACUGAACAGGACCUUGAACUCAUUAAAGAAAGAGAAACUGCAAUCAGGCAAUUAGAGGCAGACAUUUUGGAUGUCAAUCAGAUAUUUAAGGAUUUAGCCAUGAUGAUUCAUGACCAAGGAGAUAUGAUUGAUAGCAUAGAGGCAAAUGUGGAAAGUGCAGAAGUUCAUGUGGAAAGAGCCAGUGAGCAGUUACAGAGAGCUGCCUAUUAUCAGAAGAAAUCCCGUAAGAAGAUCUGUAUCCUGAUGUUUGGCCUUGCUGUGGCCUGUCUAAUCAUAGGAUUGAUUAUCUGGGGGACAAGCAAAUGAAAUCUUCCCAUGGAACCCAAUCUCACUGCUGAGAUUUUCUUCUCUCGGAACCAACGAGCUGACAGGUCUUGGAGAUGAAUUGCCCACCCUGAGAGCACGAGCUGGAACUACUUCUAGUAAUAGAUAUUAGCAACUAAUGUGCAGAUAACUAGUAUUUGGAAUUAGUGAACCAUGGAGACAGUAUUUGUCAGUUUAUAUACAAAUUAUAUUGUUUUAUGUAACUAAAACCUUGUGGUUUUGCUUUCUGUAUUGUAUUAUUCCCUGUCCCAACUGUAUGCUGAAGUGAGAUCAAUAAUUGGAGAUGUCUUGUUUUUGACAACUGGCACAACUUUAACAUUUUGUGUAUGUAGGUAACUUUGUUGGACUGGAAUGAGAAUGACAUAGAAAGACAGCACACCACCAAGUCACAUUACAUAAACCCAGCAGUUUCUAAAGUCUCCACUAUCUGCCCCAUGGUUUUAUUGUCUCCAAGUGGCUGUGGUUCUAGAUUCUCUUGAAGAGAAAGAUGUUGUUACAGAUUCCAAAGGCAAGGAGAGUUUGCGUGGAUGAUGAUUGGAACCACUGCGUGCUAAAGGUCAGUUUAGCCUUGAGACUUGUAACUGUGUUGUUUAAUUUUUCAAGUGUGGUUGUGGGUUGGUUUUUCCCAAAAGGCAUCAUUUGAGGACAGAAUGUUCUUUGACUUACACUCUAACAAUGCAGCUUCCUUAGACAAACUAUCUGGUUGUUUAUUAGCCGGCAAAUAAAUCUCUUCCAAUGCUGACUCUCAAGCACUAGGUAUACAAAGUUUAGCUGCUACUCCCAGUUGUUUUUAGAAGCUUCCAGGAAGAAAAUCACACAAAGGUGAGGAAGUGGGCACCUAAGUUUACAAGUUAGCAAGUUAGAUGAGUGUUAGCAGAAACCUUGCUUCUGAAGAAGUACUUCUGAAGCGCAUUUGUAGUGUGUCAGUAAAUGUUAUGUGUGGCUUGUGAUUGUCUGGUAUUUUCCAUUCUUUAUGAAAUAGAAACUGGCUGAGUGAGGUGCUAGGAUUUUCAGGCUGAGGAUGUGUGUGCAAAUGAAAAAGAUUGCUGAUUCCAGCUCAUGGAGCUGGGCAGAACACAGCAGCCACUCCGCACUUUGUGUAGCUCUGAACUGACAUGCACUGAGGGAACUGUAAUCUGUCCAAAGCCCAAGGGAGUGUAGUAAAUGCAGCAUACUGACCCAUUUUGUAUUUAUCUUUAUUCCAUGUCUCCUCUAUAAUAAAGUAAAUGUGAAAGCUGGGAAGGGAGUGUUCUCCCAAUUGCACAGUGGUUUGCACUAUUGCGCCAUCAUUCCGUCUAAUAAUCAUCAAUAAACACUUUUAAAAGCC